AUGGGUCUGGCCGGCGAUGUUGGCUCGAGCAUCGUGUGCCUGAGGCAACCACACAACUGCGCAACUGCGCGCAAGCCGGCGGAAAACUCAUUACUCGGCAUCUACGCAAGAAAGUCGCACUCCGCGCAACCUAUGGAUGGCAAUAUUCACCCUGACUCAACUAAGGCAUCGAGCAGAGCAAUAUAUAGUGGGUGUACCGCCCUUGAAAAUGGUAGAAAUAUCCUAGACACCUGUCAAUCAGUACUCGCCUACACUCUUGGCAUACCUGUCCAGUCCCGCAACGCUGCACGAUCGUAUCGCAACCGGAAGCUUGACCGCGCAAGACGCAUCGGAGAGAAGACGGGAAACGGAGAAGACCAUACGGCGUUUGCUCAGUGGGUUGCAAGCCGGAGCGGACGGGGGAGGGGAUGCGACCGCUGUGGUGAACGGAUCUGUUGGGCAGCCGUGAGGACGGAAGAUGGACUAUCGCAACGGGUGUUUCUCACGGACGGAUAG
Trematosphaeria pertusa is the source of this 495-nucleotide messenger RNA. RefSeq lists its product as uncharacterized. The record is from RefSeq and is a predicted model, not a curated record. Lineage: Eukaryota; Fungi; Ascomycota; Dothideomycetes; Pleosporales; Trematosphaeriaceae. The transcript has 2 exons. Bases 1 to 495 code for a protein of 164 amino acids.